Messenger RNA from Coturnix japonica (Japanese quail), 3677 nucleotides. RefSeq names its product TLE family member 4, transcriptional corepressor. Gene Ontology annotation, cellular component: nucleus; transcription regulator complex. Gene Ontology annotation, molecular function: transcription corepressor activity; protein binding. Gene Ontology annotation, biological process: regulation of DNA-templated transcription; negative regulation of canonical Wnt signaling pathway. NCBI's taxonomy places the organism in Eukaryota, Metazoa, Chordata, Aves, Galliformes, Phasianidae. The record is from RefSeq and is a predicted model, not a curated record.
UGAAUAUGUAUCAGAAUGUUAAUGACGAGGCGCUGCUAAAUUUGGUCUAAGGAGUCACCUCGGCAGAGCGUGCGGUGGGAGCGGCGCGGAGCGGUUGCGCUGGGCGCGGGGCAGGGCUGGGCUGGACAGGGCAGGGCAGGGCAGGGCUAGGCGGGCCGAGCCGCGCCGCGCCGCGCCGCGCCGCCCGGCGCUCCGAACCCGCUGCUACCGCUUCCCGGAGUUUGGACAGGCGGAGGAGAACGAGAAAGCAAAAUACAAAUAAAACAGCGCGGACCGUACCCUCUUCGUCCUCUCUCCCUCUUUUUGAUUUUUUAAUUUUUUUCUCUUUUUUUUAAAAUAUAUUUAAAAAUUUUUUUAUGUUGUUUUUGAGCGACCCACUCGAGCGGAGCCUCGUGAUGCGGUAGCGGGCAGGAGUGGUCCCCGCACUUCGGCCCCGCGGCAGCGCCGCCCCGCCCGGCGCCGCUACCCCGCCGCCGGCCCUAAAAGUUUGCGGGAGGCGGAGAACUGCGGACGGGGACCUUCAGCGCAGCGCCCCCGGCCCAGGGUGUCUCCCUGCCCUCCUCCUUCUCCUCCUCUUCGUGCUCCUCCUCUCUCGCCGGAGCGCUCGAAGCGGCGGUGCUCAGGGAGAAGCCGCUCGGCGCCGCCCGCCAUCGGGGGAUGUGGCAGCGGCCCCCGGGCCCCGGGGACGCCGCUGCCGCGCCUCGCUGCCGCUACCGCCCGGGGUGCCCCGCCAGCCCCGGGGCGGCGGGACCGGGGCGCCCCUUCCUGUCGCCGCGCCCCAGCACCGAGCCCUGAGCGCGGCCGCCAGCGCCCCCCGAAGCGGCGUGGAUGAUCCGCGACUUGAGCAAGAUGUACCCGCAGACCCGGCACCCGGCUCCGCACCAGCCAGCGCAGCCCUUUAAAUUCACCAUCUCCGAGUCCUGCGAUCGGAUUAAGGAGGAGUUCCAGUUCCUGCAGGCGCAGUACCACAGUUUAAAGCUAGAAUGUGAGAAGCUGGCCAGCGAGAAGACAGAGAUGCAACGGCAUUAUGUCAUGUAUUAUGAGAUGUCGUAUGGGCUGAAUAUAGAAAUGCAUAAACAGGCAGAAAUUGUCAAGAGGCUGAAUGCUAUAUGUGCACAAGUCAUUCCCUUCCUGUCCCAAGAGCAUCAGCAGCAAGUGGCUCAAGCUGUAGAACGUGCCAAACAAGUGACCAUGGCUGAACUGAAUGCCAUCAUCGGGCAGCAACAACUCCAGGCCCAGCAUUUGUCACAUGGACAUGGUCUCCCUGUACCUCUCACUCCGCAUCCCUCAGGCCUGCAGCCUCCAGCCAUCCCACCCAUUGGCAGCAGUGCUGGCCUUCUGGCACUGUCCAGUGCAUUGGGGGGGCAGUCACACCUCCCAAUCAAGGAUGAAAAAAAGCACCAUGACAACGAUCACCAAAGAGACAGAGACUCCAUCAAGAGCUCUUCUGUAUCUCCCUCAGCCAGUUUCAGAACAGCAGAAAAGCACAGAAACUCAACAGAUUAUUCUUCAGAGAGUAAAAAACAAAAAACAGAAGAGAAAGAAAUAGCAGCUCGUUAUGACAGUGAUGGUGAAAAGAGUGAUGACAACUUGGUAGUUGAUGUUUCCAAUGAGGAUCCUUCCUCUCCACGGGGGAGCCCAGCACACUCUCCAAGGGAGAAUGGCCUGGACAAGACUCGACUGCUGAAGAAAGAUGCGCCAAUUAGUCCAGCAUCUAUUGCAUCCUCCAGCAGUACUCCUUCCUCCAAAUCCAAAGAACUUAGCCUUAAUGAGAAAUCUACUACUCCUGUAUCUAAAUCAAAUACCCCAACUCCACGGACUGACGCACCAACUCCAGGCAGCAACUCCACUCCUGGACUGAGGCCCGUGCCAGGCAAACCUCCAGGUGUGGACCCACUAGCUUCAGGUUUAAGGACACCUAUGGCAGUGCCAUGUCCCUAUCCAACUCCAUUUGGCAUUGUGCCACAUGCUGGUAUGAAUGGAGAGCUGACCAGCCCUGGAGCUGCCUAUGCUGGUCUGCACAACAUUUCCCCUCAGAUGAGUGCAGCAGCGGCAGCAGCUGCAGCAGCUGCAGCUUAUGGGAGAUCUCCAGUGGUUGGUUUUGAUCCACAUCAUCACAUGCGAGUCCCAGGCAUCCCUCCCAAUCUCACAGGCAUCCCAGGAGGAAAACCGGCAUACUCAUUUCAUGUAAGUGCAGAUGGCCAAAUGCAGCCUGUUCCUUUCCCUCCCGAUGCCCUCAUUGGUCCGGGAAUCCCUCGCCAUGCCCGUCAGAUCAACACUCUGAACCAUGGGGAAGUUGUGUGUGCAGUUACCAUCAGCAACCCCACAAGACAUGUGUACACGGGUGGCAAGGGGUGCGUCAAAGUCUGGGAUAUCAGCCACCCUGGCAACAAGAGCCCUGUCUCUCAGCUCGACUGCCUGAACAGAGAUAACUACAUCCGUUCCUGCAGAUUGCUCCCUGACGGCCGCACCCUGAUUGUUGGUGGAGAAGCCAGCACGUUAUCCAUUUGGGACCUGGCAGCUCCAACUCCACGCAUUAAAGCAGAGCUGACAUCUUCUGCUCCAGCUUGCUAUGCCCUGGCUAUCAGCCCUGAUUCCAAGGUCUGCUUUUCCUGCUGUAGUGAUGGGAAUAUUGCAGUGUGGGAUCUGCAUAACCAGACUUUGGUAAGACAAUUUCAGGGUCACACAGACGGAGCCAGCUGCAUUGACAUUUCUAAUGAUGGCACCAAGCUUUGGACAGGAGGCUUGGACAAUACGGUCAGAUCCUGGGACCUCAGAGAAGGGAGACAGCUACAGCAACAUGACUUCACAUCACAGAUCUUCUCACUGGGCUAUUGUCCAACUGGUGAAUGGUUGGCAGUAGGAAUGGAGAACAGUAACGUUGAGGUGCUGCAUGUUACUAAACCGGACAAGUAUCAGCUACAUCUUCAUGAGAGCUGUGUGUUGUCACUCAAAUUUGCUCAUUGUGGCAAAUGGUUUGUAAGCACUGGAAAAGAUAAUCUUCUUAAUGCCUGGAGAACACCUUAUGGAGCCAGUAUAUUCCAGUCCAAAGAAUCUUCAUCAGUGCUUAGCUGUGACAUCUCUGUGGAUGAUAAAUACAUAGUCACUGGCUCUGGAGACAAAAAAGCUACAGUCUAUGAAGUUAUUUAUUAGAGACAAAUCUAAAUGCAGGCAGAACUCCUUCUCCUAGCACUUUGAUGUAUUUUUUUUUUUCUCCCCCCCCCCCCUUUUUUUUUUUUUUUUUUUUCCCCCCCCCCCCCCUUUUUUUUUUUUUUUUUUUUUUUUUUCCCCUCCUUUUUUAAACUAAGAACUUAAAUGCUGAUCACAGUUGUGGAAUUUAUUUUUACCUUCUUAAAUUGCUAUUGAUUUGUGAAUGCUCAUUAAGAACUUGCGAUACCAAACUGUCAGAUAGCUAUUUAGGAGAAGAUUGAAUAAGCAUACUUAACAGUGAACUUGACUCUUUAAUUAUGUAUUAUAGCUGUAAUGUAUUUAUUUUGUGUAAAGAAGGCUUUCUAACAAUGAACUGACUAAAUAAAGCUGUCUGGCCCGGCUUUAGUUUAAAAGGUGCAUUGAAUACUUUUUGUUUUUGCUAGAGGAUAAAUUGGGGAUUCUGGAGAAGGAUGUUCAAGUGAUAGUGAAAACUACACUAAAUAGGCUUGUAGUUUCUAUUUAAAAAA